Messenger RNA from Hippoglossus stenolepis (Pacific halibut), 1896 nucleotides. It is a transcript of the gene lyve1a, whose product is annotated as lymphatic vessel endothelial hyaluronic receptor 1a. Gene Ontology annotation, cellular component: plasma membrane. Gene Ontology annotation, molecular function: hyaluronic acid binding; transmembrane signaling receptor activity. The transcript is spliced from 6 exons. Lineage: Eukaryota; Metazoa; Chordata; Actinopteri; Pleuronectiformes; Pleuronectidae. Gene Ontology annotation, biological process: cell adhesion. The coding region runs from base 101 to 976 and encodes 291 amino acids. The record is from RefSeq and is a predicted model, not a curated record.
AGACUCCAGUGAACAGAAUCAACUCUAUUUAACCCUGUCAUUUGGCUCGGAGACACAUUAACUGUGCAGCACUUGUCGUCCGUCUCCACUCGCAGCAGUCAUGAAUAUGAUCUGGCUUUGCCUCACAUCUGUCUUGUCCUUUACUUCACUCAUCUCUGGUCAAAGUGUUGACACCAGCAACAUCCGAGUUUUCCCAGCAAUGAACCAAAGUAUUGCUGGAGUUUUCCAGGUCAGCUCCUUAAAUCUCCUCAACCAGCCUGAGUACGCCUUCAACGCCUCUGAAGCUCGGAGCCUCUGCUUGUCCCUCGGAGUGCACAUCGCCUCCAAAGCCCAAGUGAACAGCGCGCUCGACAGAGGAUUAGAAACGUGCAGGUUUGGAUGGAUUGAUGAACAUUUUGCAGUCGUUCCCCGCAUCAAGCCACUUUCUACCUGUGGACGAGGCCAGACAGGUUUGGUGCCAUGGCGAGCCUCUGUGAAAACACAAUUUGAUGUGUUCUGCUUCAAUGAAUCAGACGCAGUAACACAAUUGAAGGAUGCAACAACUACCAGCCCUCUGAGCAGCAGCGAUCACUCAGAGCAAACACACUCCACCCAGACGACACAGUCUGCGUCUUCCUCCUCCUCGCCUCGCUCCUCUUCCUCCUCAGCUCCUCAAACCAGAGACCAUGAGGGAGAACCAGCCCGAUACAUCGGCAGUGCAAUUCGCUCUGCAGGAGGAAAGGUUGUUCUCAUCACCUCAACCUGCGGCCUUCUUCUUACUGCAAUAAUCCUCAUUGUCUACCUGAAGUCGAGAAGGGUUGAGUCUCAGAGCUCUGACAUGAAGCAGCAGCAGGAGUCCAUCGAGACAGAAGACUGGACGUGUGUGAAGAGUGUGGAGCAAACCGAGGAGGACGCUCAGGACGAGGAGAAGAUACAAGUGGAGGACGAGGACAAAGACGUGUCUCUUAAUUUGUCUGAUAGUGAUGCAACAGAAUGACCCUAAAGUGCAUUUUAUUUUUGCACAAGUUGCACUGGAUGUGUUUGUAAAUUGUUAUCGUCUGAUGUCAUGAACUGGUGCUGCCCAGCCACUAGAUGGCGAUGUUUGCCAUCCAAUCAUUUUAAAGAAUGAUGAUUUUACUAUUUUAACACUGUGUUUGCUGCUGUAGACCGUGAGGAUCCAUGUAAAUAAACUUUUGUAAGCACUUUUUUAACAGCUUAGUUAUCACUGAGACCUCUUUCUAUUUAAGGCAGAGACGGAGGAAGUGUCCCAGACAUCAUCCAUCUCUCUGACCUGUCUGAACUAACAGUGUGGAAAGCUCUCAACAAGUGUUCUUAUGGACAAUGUGCAGUGUAUACAGCACCUGAAAGUUGUCAUGUUUCCAACAGUUUAUUUCACACACCCCGAUCAUGAAAUGGAGUGUAAAGUACAAGUGUUUAUACAUAGUGGGUUUUGUGUAAUGACAAGUAUGUGAAACUAUAGUACACACGUGCAGCUCUGUACAGUUUGUCUAAACCCUUGAGACCCAACCAUAACCUUUUUUUUUCAACAUGGAACCAGCUUAACAUUGUACUUUAACUGACUGGAUAUGUUUUUUUUAUUAUUAUUUAACCAUCGCAGUCACUAAAUGGCACUUUUCAAAAUAAAGCUAAAUGGAGGUAAGUUUGAGCUCAGCAUGCGUAGACUAAUGUGAUGUCUGUUUUAGUCACUUUGGGAAUUUACGACUUCAGACUUCACCGCUUCCACUAUGAAGCUAAGCUCAUUACACAGUGUCUCGUGUCUGUAGGCCAUGCGGAUCUGUGCCACAUUGGUCCGCCGGAUAUCGUUCCCUUCGGGUCCGUCUUUCAGGUAGUUCACGCCCAAGAAGUGCUUCUUCUCCUGUGAAUAAACAACAAAUAAAAAAAUAGUUUGGAGACGAA